Messenger RNA from Yarrowia lipolytica CLIB122, 1188 nucleotides. RefSeq lists its product as uncharacterized. The record is from RefSeq and is a predicted model, not a curated record. Gene Ontology annotation, biological process: magnesium ion transport; lipid metabolic process. Lineage: Eukaryota; Fungi; Ascomycota; Dipodascomycetes; Dipodascales. Gene Ontology annotation, molecular function: magnesium ion transmembrane transporter activity; oxidoreductase activity, acting on the CH-CH group of donors. Gene Ontology annotation, cellular component: membrane.
AUGAACUACGCUCUGAUAGGCAUCACGACCGCCAUCUGUGGUAACAUUAUCAUUUCGGUUGCUCUCAAUCUCCAACGGUAUGCGCAUAUUCGUCUCGAGGCCGAUGUGAGUUCUCCGCAUUACACCUCUUCCAAAGUGUGGUGGUGUGGGUUGGCUCUGAUGACGAUAGGAGAGGCAGGCAACUUUCUGGCAUAUGCGUUUGCACCAGCGUCGGUCGUCUCUCCACUCGGUGUGUUUGCCAUUGUCGCCAAUUGCCUGAUUGCUCCUAUCGUGUUUAAGGAGCGGGUCAAGUGGAGCAACAUGAUGGGGGUAGCGGUGACGGUGGUAGGCAUUCUGUUUGUGGUUCUGAGUGCCACAAGUGCCCAGAGCGACACACGACCGGUGGAACCACGUGAUCCGCAUGCCAUGAUAAUGGCGGCUCUUCAACAGAAGUCCUUCCUCGUCUACAUUGUGUUUGUGUUUGUAUCGGCAACGCUGCUGUUGCAUUUCUCAAGGCAGCAGUUGCGUCAGCAGACGGCGCUCUUCGUCUACCUUGGUCUGGUGGCCCUCUUUGGCGCUCUGACUGCGCUGAGCACAAAAGCUGUGUCUUCACUGCUUUCUUUUGCAUUUCUUAGGGCGCUCUACGAUCCACUCACUUACGCUUGUGCGUUUGUUUUGGCUGCCACUGCUGUGUUCCAGAUCAACUUUUUGAACCGAGCUCUGCAGACCUUCCCCAGCACUGUGGUGAUUCCCACGCACUUCGUGCUGUUCACCUUGUCAGUCAUUGUGGGCUCUGCCAUGACCUAUCACGACUUUGAUGGCAUGACUCUCGGUCAGAUCACAUGCUUUGUGGGGGGAUGCAUCAUCACAUUUGGAGGAGUGACUGUAAUUGCGCGAACCGCUCCUGGUCGACCCAGACUGCAGCAAAACCCGAGCUAUUCGAGCUUCAGCACCCGGUCACCGACACCCACAGAGUCGCUGGCGAUUCCCAGCGAAGUGUCAGGUCUGUUGGAGGUACCUCCUGAUCCCACUCACCAGCUGGCAUCGUCUGCACCCGCGCCACAUCACCAUCAUCAUGCUCUGAGAAGAACUAGGUCGGCUCAUCUAGCAUUUGACCCUAUCGCACUUGGUGGAAUCAGUUUCUUUGUCGACAGCGCGAGAGAAUGGAGGAGCCAGAGCUUGGGACGAGGAGAGAGAGAGGAGCCCUAG